Molecule: messenger RNA, 846 nt
Organism: Oncorhynchus keta (chum salmon)
Lineage: Eukaryota; Metazoa; Chordata; Actinopteri; Salmoniformes; Salmonidae
Product: E3 ubiquitin-protein ligase TRIM39-like
Exons: 2
Coding region: 1-846 (281 amino acids)
Molecular function (GO): protein binding
Source: RefSeq, a predicted model, not a curated record
AUGUAUGCAGCAUUUUUUCAACCAGAGAGGAAAGCUCAGCUGGGGAAAACUGAGGCAGAGUUGCAGCAGAUUAUCCAAGAGCGACUGCAGAAGCUAAAGGACAUCAAACACUCAGCAGAGCUCAGCAAGAGAGAUGCAAAGAGAGAGAUAGCAGACAGCAUGCAGGUAUUCACUGCUCUGGUUCGAUCCAUUGAGAAAAGCCAGGUUGAGGUCAUUGAUGUGAUUGAGAAGAAGCAGAAAGCAGCUGAGAGAGAUGGAGAAGCUGAAGUCAAACUGAAGAGGAUUCAGCAGUAUGCGGUGGAUGUGACUCUGGACCCUGACACAGCACAUCCCAAUCUCAUCCUGUCUGAGGAUGGGAAACAAGUGAGAUGUGGAGAAACAGUACGGAAUCUACCGGACAAUCCAAAAAGGUUUGAUCGUUUUGCCAUUGUCCUUGGAAAGGAUGGCUUCUCCUCAGGGAGAUUUUACUAUGAGGUGACGGUUAAGGGGAAGACUAAGUGGACUUUAGGAGUGGCCAGAGAGUCCAUAGACAGGAAGAGGAAUAUCUCACUGAGCCCUGAGGAUGGACUCUGGACCGUGUUGCUAAGGGAUGGAAAUGUGUACAAAGCCAGUACCUAUCCCCAUUUCCUCCUGUCCCUGAAAGAGAAGCCCAUGAAGGUGGGGGUGUUUGUGGACUAUGAGGAGGGUCAGGUCUCUUUUUAUGAUGUGGAGGCCAGGUCUCAUAUCUACUCUUUCACUGGCUGCGCCUUUACUGAGAAACUAUAUCCAUUAUUCAGCCCCUGCAAUCAUGCUGGUGGUAAAAACCUAGCCCCUCUCAUCAUCUCUCCUGUCAACCACACAGACUGA